UGCCGUGCUAAGUUUCCAUGGACGGCUCAAACUCCCGCUCGUCAUACUAGCACGAUUUAUAUUGAAUGCUGCAAGCCCUAAAACCCGCUCGCACGGGGGCAUCAUACUGGGCAAGAAAUGUCGUCUAUACCGAUCGCAGUAUCAUUGUUUUGAACAAACCUGCAGGACUUAUUUGCCAAGGUUCCGAAGCUUCUUCCGAAAACAAACCUAGAGAUGUUGACAAAUUCAAUGACCUACUUCGUGACGUAAAAGAUACUUUUGCCUUGGAGAGCCUACCGUACCCUGUUCACCGCCUUGAUAAGGCUACAACCGGAACACUACUAUUAGCGCGGAACUCCCCAGCUGCUCGGCAGUUUUCACAACAAUUUCAGUCACGAGUAGUAGAGAAAACAUAUCUGGCUCUUGUGCGUGGAGGAGAGCAGUCAUUCCCAACUCGUAGUGGAGAGAUUCGGGACGCCCUGGAAUUCAGUGAUGGGCGCGUGUCAAUAGGCGAGAGCUGUGCUGCCAAGUUUGCUGCCACUGAUUGGGAACUUGUCGCGUCUUCUUCCAUAGCACCGCUCUCGCUGCUCAGGCUGACCCUACACACAGGGCUGAAGCAUCAGCUUCGCAUCCACCUGGCACAUUCCCUGCACGCGCCUAUACUUGGUGACAACCUGUAUGCGAGGAGUAGCAUCUCCGAGAAGAUUGCUAGGAUCACUCGACUGCCCGAGAAGAGGAUAUUUUUGCAUGCGGCGCAGUUGACGCUCUCAAGGUAUAGAAAGACAGGGCCCCACAAACACUUCCGACUGACGAUCGGGGCUCCUAUACCCAAGGACUUCCUAACAAUAUGUAGAGAUGCAGGAAUCUCGUUGGACCACACAUAUGUCGACGGCGGCCUGUUCAUUGAUGGCCAACAUGUCGACGAUGUCCCAGAUCUUGAAGGCAGAUGGCUACGAAAACCUCCAGUACCGCGCUCGUAAACGCUGACGAGAUAGGGCGUCGCGUGUGUUGCACGAUAUGCACCUAAUCGGAAACUAACGUGCUAGAGCGGUGACUAGGGCUACGCGAGAUAGUGACCCUACCUUUCAUCUUACCUCAUUUGUUGCACUGUGGAUCACUCAGCCUCUUGUUUUGGGCUGGUAUAGAGUUGGACUACUUCGAGACGUCUAUUUGACUUUCGCAAGGGAUAUCAAAAAGGCUUGUUUGUUGGCGGAACUCGAUGUUUGCGUGACAUAUAUAGAGUACAAGUACUUACAACGUUCAGCCCAAGUUUACUAUUAUUAUCGUCGGUUUACCGAUCAUUAAUCUUUGUUCUUACUGUCGCCACGGAUAUCGAUGUUCUAACGCAAUACUAUUAA
Molecule: messenger RNA, 1337 nt
Organism: Suillus bovinus
Lineage: Eukaryota; Fungi; Basidiomycota; Agaricomycetes; Boletales; Suillaceae
Product: pseudouridine synthase
Exons: 7
Coding region: 66-959 (297 amino acids)
Biological process (GO): pseudouridine synthesis
Molecular function (GO): RNA binding; pseudouridine synthase activity
Source: RefSeq, a predicted model, not a curated record